This is a messenger RNA of Acaulospora morrowiae, 3426 nucleotides long. The record is from the annotation of a GenBank genome assembly. NCBI's taxonomy places the organism in Eukaryota, Fungi, Glomeromycota, Glomeromycetes, Diversisporales, Acaulosporaceae.
AUGUACGCAGCAGCACAUAUAAAUCGAUUAGGCCUGCAAUAUCAUCAGCGUGAGGUUGAUAUUAAUAAUAUAGGAGUGAAAUCCUUAGAAUACGAUAGCGCAGAUGUUCCAAAGUCCUUGUCAACGCAACAAGAUCGAGAUGAUACAGAUGAUUCAAGUUAUUCAAAUUACGACGACGACAACAAUGAAUCUUAUCGAUACUCCUCGGUACUAUCCUUCAUCUCUCAAUAUCAAAAUACUCCAGACGAAUAUGAGGAAUCCAAAGAAGUAUUGACUCAGAAUAUCAAACACACCUCAACCUCACCGGUCUCGUCCCCUAAAUUUAGGCUCACCUUUGGUUCAAUCAGAGAAGCAUUAAAUAGACCAAGGAAUUCCAGGCAUAUUAAAAUGCUUAGUGAAUUGAAUCUCUCGAUACCUGAAGCUAAUGAACCGAUUAUAUUUGAAUCGAAAGUGGCUAAUCUUCAUUCCCCUACAUUCAAAAAAUCCUCAAAAAAUCAUCUCAUUUUGACGAGGAAAUGUUUGUGCCAGUUUAAGAAUGCCGAAAAGGCAGCCAAGAUAUUUGAUGGUCUGCCGUUGUGUACUCUUCCACCAAAAAGUCCAGAUGUCAGUGGCCCUUCCAGUUCCCCCAGUUUGCCGGUCGAAAAUGUAAUACUAGCAUUAGCUACGGUAUUUGCGGUUACUGAAAGCCUCACUCCGAAUCCACAUAUAAGAUUGGAUUACAUAUCUUCGCCAAAGAAACCGUCUUUUGUUUCCAUAACAGCGCCGGACCUUCAGAAACAUCAACAGUGGCUUAUCACCUUACGUCCGGCAAUCAGAAACACCGAUCCAAUUGGACCAUACUUGAAUUCUAGCCAACGCAUGUGGAUCAUGAAGAAGCUGAGAUUGCUUGACGAUUUGGCUGAUGAGAAUGAAGAGAAGUUGGUUUCGUACCGAGCCUUGCUUAAAUCCAUAACCGACGAAGGUAAAAUUGAUUCGAAUGACAAGGAGCCAUGUGUGCCCGUAUUAUUCGUGCUCGGAAGGAGCAAUAUAUAUAUCGUCCUAAACAACAUGAGUAACAAUGGGGUGCUCAAUGAGGACAGUAGAAGGAGUAAGGAUUUUAAGUUUGAGGAGAAACAGUCGACGAAUUAUCCAUUGUUGAUUGAGGAUAUUAAACGGAAAGAGAUCAAUCUCCGCAAAUAUCAAUAUCCUCUGCUAUGCCUCACCGACAUACGAGCGGAUGGUCAUGAUGACACUUUUCAUCUAACUUUCAAAGAUAAUGUAGGGUCCAAGUCCGCAAAGCGGACAUUCGUUCUUUCUUCGUUAUUGUACAAGUCCAUAAUAAAUGAUAUUCGGGCAGCCAUCGAUUCAAUCACUUUCUGGUGGCCAAAUCCUUCUUACCGACUGCAAAUUUCAGCGUCAGCAUCCAAUUCUCCCUCAACAUCCUUAUCUUCUUCUGGGAAAGACCGCAAGUCGAUGCAAAAAAUUGGAAUCGAGAGAAUGAUUGAAGCGCAGCUGCAUGCUUAUCGAAUUCCAAAAGCAAGAGUAUCAUUUAGAGUAGAUUAUGUUUUGGGAGCAGAAGGCAUAGUUCUUGGGAAGGGCAUAGAACAUUUACCAUUUAGGUUCACACUGCUUCCUCCAAAAGGAGAAAAAUCUGAUGAAGAUGAAUCUUACAGUAAUUUUGAAUUGUUAGCCGUAUUUAAUUCACUGCAACACCAUCCACUAUUGUAUGAAGUGGUAUUCCGAAAUAUUAACCUAUUCGAGCUGCAAAUUCAUCCUGGACCAAUGAAUCGCAAAGGUGCCAAUAUGCUCGCUGCGGCGAUUUAUGACCUUCUGACGUCGAAUCCAGAGUUGCAAAAAUUGGAUUUGACUUCUUGUGGACUAACCGGUGAGACUGUAGCAGCAAUUGGAGACGCCAUGAUUACCGGCGGAUCAGCACUCGAAAAAUUAUUAAUUGGCAACAAUUCAGUAACAAGAGAAGGAAUACAGGCGUUGGCCAGUGGACUUACUAGUCACGGUGCGAUUCUGAAAGAGCUUGAUCUAUCAAAUUGUAAGUUGACACAUGAAAGUAUAGAGGUACUGUUAAACGCCCUAGAUACGUUAUACCCUGACAGACUCGAAGUUCUAAAUCUCUCUGAUAACACGUGUAACCUCGAGACCAAUGUUCUGUCUGACCUGUUAUCAAGAACCGUGAACUUGAGGAGUCUGAGCUUGCGUAACUGCGUCAAUUUCUUUUUCAGACCUAACAAGAUUAUCUCUUUUGAGAUAUUAGAAAAGACACAUUUAACAACCUUGGACAUAGGCCGUGUGUCACUAAGUAUUCGAGAUCAUUUACAUGCAUUAUACGAAUACAUUAAAUCACCUGCCUUCUCGAAGAUGAAAUACUUCAUCGUGGACCAUUGCAAUCUGGACGGCGAAUCACUGGCAAUAAUCCUUUCAUAUAUCAGCACCUCACCAAAUAACGAAAGCAUAAGAGUUUGGGCCGGUGGGAAUCACGUGACACGAUCGCCAAGCGGCUGCAAAGAAUUUUGCAAUGCGGUGAGAAAUGAUUGGACGCCAACAUGGUUAUCGAUGGAAGACACGAUUUUUGGAGCGAAUUCUGAUGAGGUGGUGGAAAUUUUGACAGCAUUUGCUGAAAAUACUGUGCUGAAAUUUUUGGAUUUGUCUUAUCCCCAAUUUAGAGUCAGUCAAGAUUUCUUGAUAAGAACGCAACAUAAGAUAACGGCGAAAAAAGCGUGUGAAGUUAUUGGGUUUUUAUUGAGUAAUAACAAUGGUCUCAAAGAGUUAAAUUUGUUGGGGGAUCCAGAUCGAAAGUGGGGAUCUUCAUUAGGAGCCUAUUUGACGGCACUGGGGAAGAAUGAGGUGUUGGAGAGAUUGAAUGUCAAGGGGAAUGCUACUCGCGAUCAAGGAGCCAUAGCUUUGAGUGAAGCUUUGAAGUUAAACGUAACACUGCAAUUUUUGAAUAUUGAUGAGAAUGAGAUUAGUAUAGAUGGAUACAAGGCGUUACAUCAGGUGAUAACAACUCAUAAAAAUGUUUCGCUCCGGGAAUUAGUUUAUCCCAAGCACGAUUUGCAGAUUUACCACGAAGUUAUCGACACGAAACUGUCGAUAAGAUCAAGGGAUACAAUAUUCGGUUCAUCGACAAUACGGUCUAAUCAGAGAAUUGCCUCGGAAAAACAAAAAAACGAGUUCAAACUCGUGCUUGACGAAAUUAUGAUAGCGAUUGAGCAACAUUCGAAAGUUAAUCAUAAUAAUAUAGACGAAGAGGAAGAUCUGGAAGGUUCAGAAGAUGAGUCGAUAGAUUCUGUUAAUGAAAUGAGAAAUUCGGAAGAUGGGUCGAUAUAUUCUGUUAAUGAGAUGAGAAAUUCGGAAGAUGUGUUACAAGAUUUCGACGAUGAGUUGGAAGAUUCAGAAGAUGAUUUUGAAGAUAUAUAUAAAAAAUUUUAUUAA